Molecule: messenger RNA, 2936 nt
Organism: Rhincodon typus (whale shark)
Lineage: Eukaryota; Metazoa; Chordata; Chondrichthyes; Orectolobiformes; Rhincodontidae
Product: zinc finger protein 239-like
Exons: 5
Coding region: 320-2524 (734 amino acids)
Biological process (GO): regulation of transcription by RNA polymerase II
Molecular function (GO): RNA polymerase II cis-regulatory region sequence-specific DNA binding; DNA-binding transcription factor activity
Source: RefSeq, a predicted model, not a curated record
CAGAAGAUGUGAAGACUGAGAGAUUACUUUCUGAUUCCAGAGCUUCCAAUAUCUUUCAUGAUGCAGGAUCCAGCCAGAGAUUUUAAAAUUGAAGACAAUGAAAUUAUAUCAGAGCAUGUUAGAAGAGGAUUUGCAGAUAAGAAACUCAAACCAAAUAACAUACCAAGAUUUGAGUGUGCCACUUAAUUCAUUAUUCAUUCAGCUCUGGAUAUUAUUGGCCUUUGAAUGGUAUUCGAAGGACAUGAUUUGCAGUCAGAAAGCUAAAACAAUACAUUACAUCAGGAUCUGGCACAACUUAUUGUAACAUCCAUAUCGUUGCAUGUUUAAUAUGGAAAGCAAAAGCACUGUUCACAUUCGAGAUAAACCAUGGAAAUGUGGAGACUGUGAGGAGGGAUUCAGAUCCCCCUCUGAGCUGGAAACUCAUCGGCAUAGCCACACAGGAGAGAGGCCGUUCAUCUGCCCCGAGUGUGGGAAAGGAUUCACUCGCUCAUCCAACCUGCUGCAACACCAGCGAGGUCACUCCGGAGAGAGGCCAUUCUCCUGCCCCAAGUGUGGGAAAGGAUUCAUUCAUUCAACCAAUCUGCUGAGACAUCAGCAAAUUCACACGAGGGAGGGACCGUUCAGCUGCUCCAAGUGUGGAAAGGGAUUCACUCGCUCAUCAGGGCUGCUACAACACCAACGGGUUCAUGCCGGGAAGAGGCCAUUCACCUGCUUCAGAUGUGGGAAGGGAUUCACUCAGUUCUCCAACCAGCUGAAACAUCAGCGAGUUCACACUGAGGACAGACCUUUUCACUGCCCAGAGUGUGGAAAGUGCUUUAAAAGUUCUGGGGACCUGAUGCGCCACCGAUGUGUUCACGCUGAGGAGAAACCAUUCCUGUGUUCUCACUGCGGCUGUGCGUUCAAACGGUCAGAGGAGCUCACUGUGCACCAGCGAAGCCACACCGGAGAGAGACCGUUCAGCUGCGCCGAGUGUGGGAAGAGAUUCACUCAGUCAUCUGCACUGCUAACACAUCAGCGCAUUCACACUAGGGAGAAGCCAUUCGCCUGCUCAGUUUGUGCAAAGGGUUUCACUGAUUUAUCAACUUUUCUGAAACACCAGCAAGUUCACACAGACAAGAGACCAUUUAAAUGUUCAGAUUGUGGUAAGUGCUAUAAAAGUUCCCGGGAACUGCUGUCCCAUCAACGCACUCACACGGAUGAGAGACCUUUUAAAUGCUCAAACUGUGGGAAACGCUAUAAAAGUUCUGGGGAACUGAUGCGCCAUCAACGUGUUCACACUGACGAGAGACCGUUUAGGUGCAAUCACUGUGGGGCUGGGUUCAGGCAAUCGUAUCUACUCACAGUACACCGGCGAGUGCACACUGGGGAGAAACCAUUCACCUGCUCUGAGUGUGGGAAGAGAUUCACUCAGUCAUCCACCCUGAGGACGCACCAGAGAGUUCACACUGGGGAGAGGCCCUUCACCUGCUUCCAGUGUGAGAAGGCAUUCACAACUUCAUCUACCCUGCUGAAACACCAGCGAGUUCACCAAGAGCAAUUGCCGUACAUCUGCUCCAUUUGUGGAAAGGGAUUUACUCUGUCAUCUGAUCUUCUGAAACAUGAACGCACUCACACUGGGGAGAGGCCAUUCACCUGCCUCGAGUGUGGGAAGGGAUUCAGUGACUCAUCCAACCUGUUGAAACACCAACAAAUUCACACUGGGGAGAGGCCAUUCAUCUGCUCGGAGUGUGGAAAGGGAUUCACUCUGUCAUCUGACCUUCUGAAACAUGAACGCACUCACACUGGGGAGAGGCCGUUCAUCUGCCCUGAAUGUGGAAAGGGAUUCAGUGACUCAUCUAACUUGUGGAGACACCAACGAGUUCACACUGGGGAGAGGCCAUUCAUCUGCUCUGAGUGUGGGAAGGGAUUCACUCGGUCACCCCAUUUGCUGAAACACCAGCGAGUUCACACUCGGGAGAGACCAUUCCUCUGCCCUGAGUGUGGGAAGGGAUUCAGUGACUCAUCCUACCUGCUGACACACCAGCGAGUUCACACUGGGGAGAAGCCAUUCCCAUGCUCUGAGUGUGGCAAGGCAUUCUCUCAGAUAUCCAACCUCAGGGCACACCAACUGGUUCACACUGAUGAGAGACCUUUCAAAUGUUCGCAGUGUGAGAAGAGCUAUAAACGCAGACGUGAAGUGCUGACUCACCAAUGCAUUCACACUGGGGAGAGGCCAUUCCCCUGCUCUGUGUGUGGGAAACGAUUUGUCCAUUCAAAAAACCUUCUGAAACACCAGCGAACACACACUGGUGAGAAGUUGUUACCUGCUCCCUCAUGGGAAAGGAUUUACUCAGUCAUCCCACCUGCUGAGACACCAGCGAGUUCACACGUGACUGCAGGGCAGGCAUCUGUUGCUGUUGUUGUUCUUAAUGAAACUUUGCCUCACAUCACCACUGCAUCAGUUUCCCAAAACCUUAACUCUAGCUCCCCAGUCCAUGGACCGUCACAGAAUGGAAACAAUGUUUUAUUUUUCUACCUCAACUAAACUUGUCAAAAACUCAUACUCUUGAAACACGGUGAGCGGAACCGGACUCUAGUUCUGUCCAAAAGGCAGCUUUUAAAAAGUCAGCAUCUUUUUCCUGAUUUUCUCCACGAUAUCUCGAUUUAUGAAGUUCAAGGUUCCAUAUGUUUUGCUCACUACUCUCUCAAUGUGUCCUGUCAUCUGUAUAGUGUCCCUCCCUCUCAGCCAGAAGCUCUGGUUUCAAGUCCCAUCUGCUAUGGAACUGUGUUAGAGCAGUUUGAUUUUUCUCUUAAUUGAAGAUUGAAUUAUGUCCAUUAGAAUCUGUUUUGCUGAAGAUAAUGAACUCCAGCUCAGUUAAAGGGACCACUGGGUAAGGGGUGAAUGGAAUAAUAAACCCAAGUUCAUUUCUGCAAUAAACUCAUUAAUUUGUGCAAUA